Wasmannia auropunctata (little fire ant) is the source of this 3616-nucleotide messenger RNA. RefSeq lists its product as uncharacterized. NCBI's taxonomy places the organism in Eukaryota, Metazoa, Arthropoda, Insecta, Hymenoptera, Formicidae. Gene Ontology annotation, cellular component: nucleus; autophagosome. The transcript is spliced from 4 exons. The record is from RefSeq and is a predicted model, not a curated record. Gene Ontology annotation, biological process: autophagosome assembly; positive regulation of DNA-templated transcription. The coding region runs from base 586 to 1362 and encodes 258 amino acids.
ACGCCUUCUCUCCCCUACCAUCUUGUAGAGAAUUCUUCCCUUCCGUUUCGCUGUCCUCAUCACCAACCGCCUUUCACCCCCGCACGACCUCUCGUCUUUACACUCGUUGGGUCGCCUAGUCAGCCAUCCAGCCAACCAGCCAGCCAACAGUCGAAAUCAGCUGACGGCAAGCAGUUGCUACCACGGCUCCUCAAACGUGAUAUUGUUCAGGCGAGUGAAUUUGUUUGCUUUUUCGCUGAUUCUUUGUUCCUUUCUGUUUCUUCUUACGAUCAUUAUAAUGUUAAGUGUUUUGUCCAUAUUAACAACAGUAUUUUGAAGCUUAAUAUACUUGACAUAACUGACGAAAGUGUCAACGAAACAACAUUUCUUCCAUAAUUAUUGCUUUAAUCUAUAUUGCCAUUAUUGCACGCGCGUUUGUCACGGUUACGAUGAUUAUUGACGCAUCGAGUGACGCAUGAGAGACUUUGGAGAAAAAACUAUCAGUUAUACGAACUAUAUCAGCGAAUUCUGAUAAAAGUGGUUAUUUUUAUAUUUGUGUAGUAACUCGUUUGUCAAAGCUAUAUCACAGCAUAAGACGAUAACAGAAUGUUGGGCAAUUUUGUUGGUUACUUGUUCGGAAGUAACUACUCUGGCACGCAGGAUUCGCUCGAGGAAGAUCCUAGAACUCGAGGGAUAAUGCGGAGAUUCAGGCAAGUGGAAGUCGAGGACGAUGAAUGGAUCCUUAUUGACCGAACUGUUGAGGGUACGCUGGAGGAGCCGUGGUAUGAAAUGCCACCUGCAGUGUUCACGCAGGAAGGACCCGUGAAAGUGGCAACUUCGCCCAUGGAAAAUCUAUUGAUAGAGCAUCCUAGCAUGUCCGUCUAUUCCGUCGUGUCAGGGACAAUAACAUCUCCUAUCGCACCAGACACUCCGCCUCCCUCACCGGACGGAUGGAUGAAAAGCCAAAAAGAUGUUGGUGUGUUACAUAACGCUGAUGUUUUUCAAGAAAUUCCUGCAGUACCGCCAGCUGAUCUCUCAUCCUCCACAACCACGUUGUGUACCAUGCCCACAUCUUUAGAUAGCAGUUCAAAUCGAAAUAACAUUGACGAACUCUCACGCAGAGUGGUUGCAGAAUUGCAAGCCAUUCAUAAUGACAAAUUAUCUACGUCUGAUAGCAAUAACAACCAAGCUAGAAUUGGAAAUCAACUUCGUUCUGCUCAGGAACGAGCUCAGGAGGUGCUAAAGAAGCGCACAACUCAGAAUCUGAAGAAGGCCCGUCUAGAAAGAAACAAUAAAGUGCGUCAGAUAAAAGGCAAGCGACUUCGUCGCCAAGACCGUUUACGUGUUCGUCAUAGUGGCGCGAAUAAUAAUCGAAAAUGCUAGUCAUCCGAUCUCAGGUCAAGAUGUACUUAAGUUUCUUCCUAAAAUGACCAAUAUUAUGAUAUAUAGUUAUUCGGUAAAAUACUUUGUUUCAAUGGCGAAAAAUAGAGCGAUAUAUUUAUAAGAAUUGUGAAAGUCCAGUAAGCACACAUGUUAACAGUUUACCAAUAGAUUUGAACAGAAUAUUGCGACAAAUCGACAUCAAUUGUAUUUGUAUUAAGCUCGCAUAUCUUACCAGCAGAGUACCAAUAUAGAAACUGAAAAGAAUUUGUUAUUCCGUAAUUAUUUAAAUAAAAUAUAUUGUAUUUAAAUGAUUACGAAAUGGUUUAUUUUGCUCAAUUAUUAUAUUCUGUUAGCACAUUCUGUUAUUUCUACUGGCAUUCUGUCGAUAAAAUUUGUAGCAGACUUUAUAAAAUCUGUUUUCGACAGAUAUGGCUAUCUGAGAAAUUUGUUCAUUAUGAGACAGAGAGUUUAAUAGCCUUAGAGAUCUUCAAGUAAGAAUUUGAUUUUUUAUAUCGAAUAUGGUAACAAUGUUUAAAUAAUCAUCAGUAAGUAAAGCUCACUGAUUAGAUCAAUGAUUGAUAUGUAGAAAAUAAUGAAUUAUCAAUUCUAUUCAAUUACUUUUUUGAGCACAAAAAUGAGAAUAAUUAUUUUCCAUAACUUUUUUUAAACAUUGAAUAUGAUCUUGUUUAUCAAAAUGCUUUCUUACAAUUUUGAAAAAAUUUAUGGUUAAAUAAAUUACAAAAAAAUUAUUUUAAUUUAUUUGGGCAUAUUAUCUAUGAUAUAUUGGAGAAGUUUUAUUGUAAUCAAAAUUAAAUAUGUUAUUGAGACUUUUAGUUUAAAAAAAAAAAUUUAUUUGCAUCAAUUAUGAUUAAAAAGUUCUUUGUAAUUAAUAUGAAAGCUAUUGUAUUGGCCUGUGUAAAUUGUAACUUUGACUAAGAUCUUAUAUUAAUCAUAAAUAUAUUUUUUUAACACAAUCAAGCAACAAAUUCCUUUGGGCAAGAAGUCGUAAUAUGUAGCAAUAAAAUUUCUUUAACAUAUUACAUAUCAUAAUUGUUAUAUGUAUAUCAAAAUUCAGAGUUGCCACAGGCCUGAAAAACCAGAAAAAUGAAAAGUCAUGUAAAUUUAAAUUGGUCAGGAAAAACUCGGAAAAAUCAGGAAAAGAUAUAAAAAAGUCUGGAAUUUGGAACUUUACUCAAUUUCGUUAAAGAUGCUGAAGUCGUCUGUUUUAUCGUCGAAACGCGAUAAUUUUUGUACAUAAUUGUUUCCGUUUAUAUUGCUUUUUCAGAUUUGAAAAUCCUUUUCCAGAAAGUAUAGAUAAUCGGAAUGACAGUAAUAGAAUGUGAAUGAAACGAUUUUUUUUACAAAAUGGAAAAAAUUUUGAAAAUUACGGUUUUGUUCGAUUUAUUAUUGCGAUCGAAAAUAUUUGAACAUUUAGCGAGAUUAAAACUUAGUUGAAAUAAUUAAAAACAAUUAAUUGAUCGUAUAGAAAUUUCUGCAGAAAUCUUUCUGUUUUUAGAAUUAAGUUUUUAUUUAAUCCCGAAGCAACGGAAAAUUCAGUUGCACCAAAGAAAUUUUUUUCUGUGAUUUAAAGCACAAUGUCGAAACGACAAUGUUAAAGCAAUGUUAACAAUUUGACAUAAAUGUGCAUUUGGAAUUAUAUUACGUUAUUAAAUUUCUAAAUUUGUGUUGCUUCUAAUAAUAUAAAUUAUUUAUUAUUAUUCUGCAAUAUCUUAUAAACAUUAAAAUUUAGAAUUAUAUAUUUGAUACUGGUUAUGAAAAAUUUUCCACUGUCGGUCGUCUGAAAAACAUGGAAAAGUCAAGAAAUUUCAAAAUUUAUUUUUUGUGGUAUUGAAAUAAUCCUUUUUGCAGCUUUCAUCGCAAAUUUUUUAAAGAUAUUAAUAAUACUAGAGAAAGAACUUAAUAAACAGGAUUGUAUUAAAAACCAAAAAACUAUAGAAAGCGAUAACUUUCAUUCUUGUGCGUUCUUUUUGAACAGUAUUAUUAUAUGCAUGGCUGUAAUAACUUAAACAUGAAUUAUUAAUGAUUUUUAAGAACUUUUUUGUAAAUUAUGAAAAGAAAACAUUAUAUUCAGUUUAAUUCUUUGAGAUAAACUAGAUUAAGUAAUCAAAAAUUAAAUUUUUACUCGAGGGUCUCUAAUUUUAUUUUAACUUUUAAAAAAUCGAAAUAUAAGGAUUAAUUUUAUCAUCGAUUUAUAAUUGUAUGAAUCAAAUAGCAAAGCAUUUUUUGAAACUAA